This is a messenger RNA of Gloeophyllum trabeum ATCC 11539, 2058 nucleotides long. Its product is annotated as Metalloprotease. Lineage: Eukaryota; Fungi; Basidiomycota; Agaricomycetes; Gloeophyllales; Gloeophyllaceae. Gene Ontology annotation, cellular component: mitochondrial intermembrane space. The transcript is spliced from 15 exons. The coding region runs from base 1 to 2058 and encodes 685 amino acids. The record is from RefSeq and is a predicted model, not a curated record. Gene Ontology annotation, biological process: proteolysis; peptide metabolic process. Gene Ontology annotation, molecular function: metalloendopeptidase activity.
AUGGCGUCUAUCACAACACCUCAACCUCCCCCAUCAUGGACGCAUUCCCCUGAGGAUAUCAAGAGAAUCACGAAGGAGACUCUGGAUAGGUAUCGCGCUAUGGAGGACCGGGUUGGAGCCCUGAAGCCUGAGGAUUGCACUUUCGAAUCUGUCUUCCGUACCAUUGCCGAGUACGAUGCUGAACUGGAAUCCACAUUAGAACCUCUAUUUUUCUACCAAAACGUAUCCCCCUCGAAGGAACUGCGUGACGCAUCCAAUGAGGCUGAGGCCCGGGCUCGCGAGUUCUCCAUCGAGUCAAACAUGAGACUGGAUGUCUUCGAAGCUAAGCAGAAUGCUGAGCGGAACAUCAAGGAGUCCGGUAAAAAGUUGGAUGCAGAGGAACAGCGGCUGGUCGAGAAGAUGGUUCUGGACGGUAAACGGGCUGGAUUGGCGCUGCCUGAGGAGAAACGGAAUGAACUCAAGGCGCUUCAGAAGGACCUCUCGCAGACUUGUUUGGACUUUAGUAAAAACUUUAACGAGGAAAAAGGCGUCAUUACGUUCACUCUUGAAGAACUCAAGGGUGUCCCGGCUGACGUUGUAUCCGGCUACACCAAACGAACUGAGGAUGGCAAGGACCUCUACGACGUCACCCACAAGACGCCAGACAUAUUCCCCGUGCUCAAAUAUGCGGAGAACCCAGAGACGCGUCGCCGAGCGCACGAGAGUUACGACGCCCGCCUAGCAAUCAACGAGCCCCUCCUAUCCAAGGCACUGGAUUUACGUCGCAGGAUUGCCAGACUUCUCGGCUACAAGACAUGGGCUGACUAUAUCACGGAGGUCAAGAUGGUUAAGUCUGCGCAGAAUGUCAUCGACUUUCUCAACGACCUGGAGCAAAAGCUCCGCCCAAUUGGACUAGAAGACCUUGAGCGUCUUCGUGCUCUGAAGAAGGAAGAACAUGCGGACAAAGGGCUGCCAUACGAUGGCGAAUUUUACAUCUGGGAUUACCGGUAUUACGAUCGCAAGUACGUCGAGCGUACGCUGGACCUGGACGACUCGCUCGUCAAGGAGUAUUUUCCCGUGUCGGUGGUCGUGCCGACUAUUCUGGAGAUCUACCAAAACCUCCUUGGUGUGAAGUUUGAGAAGAUUGAAGGGGAGACAUGGCACCCCGAGGUCCAGCAAUUCUCAGUUUGGGAAAAUAAUGCUAAGGAUGCCUCUGGUUUCAUCGGGUAUUGUUACCUCGAUCUCUUCCCCCGAGAGUCGAAGUAUUCUCACGCAGCCGUCUGGGGCCUGCUCCCGGGAUAUGACCGCCUAGACGGGAAGCGCCACUUCCCGUUGGCCGCUAUGGUUGCGAACCUGGCCAAGCCCACACCGGACCGUCCUGCCCUUAUGCGACAUGACGAUGUCGUGACCUUCUUCCAUGAGAUGGGCCAUGUAUUCCACGGCCUUCUGAGCAGGACAAAGUUCCAGCGAUUUCACGGGACUAGGUUAGGUGUCGCGAGGGACUUCGUAGAAGCGCCUUCGCAGAUGUUGGAAAACUGGUGUUGGGAGCCCAAAGUCUUGGAGAAGAUGUCCAGCCACUUCGAGAAGAAAGAGCCGCUGUCGCCUGAGCUCAUCGAAAAGGUCAUUAAGAGUCGAUACGCCAACGUGGGAUUAUUUGAUCUGCGGCAGAUAUUCUUCGGUAAAUUCGACAUCAAGGUCCACACCGACCAAGAACCUGCUGACUACACUACGCUAUGGAAUGAAUUGCGGGAGUCGGUAUCAUUGGUAAAAGGCGGUAAACAUCAACCAGGUCAAGCUAGCUUUGCACACAUCACCGGAGGGUAUGAUGCCGGAUAUUACGGAUAUAUGUAUUCGCUUGUAUUCGCGGCGGACAUGUAUGCGACGGUAUUCAAGAAGGAUCCUUUGGACCCCAAGCUAGGUCGAAAGUACCGGGACGCCAUCCUUCGCCCCGGGGGAAGUCGGGAGGAACUGGAUUCGCUGAAGGACUUCCUGGGUCGCCCUCCGCGAGCGGAUGCAUAUAUGGAGGAAAUCUUCAAUAGUAUGGGAAAGGUUAAUACCCAAGCGGGAGCUCAUCUCUAA